AUGUGGCUAGGAUAUGGUAGAUGGUCACAAUCACCGCUGAAACCGGUUGUUACAAUGAAGUGUCCACAUUGUCUACAAGUAUUCGACAGCUUUUCGGUACUUCAACUACAUUUGUUAACGCAUCGACCUAUGAUAACCAAUCCGACAACCUCUACAGCAUCUGCUAAGACUGUAACUGUGUCGAAGGCAUCAUCGUCUCCAAUACCCAACAGUAAAUCACCGCAAAAUUGUAGAUGUCAAAUAUGCGGCAAAAAUUUCUCUCGACAUUGGCUUCUACAGGGACAUAUUCGGACUCACACUGGUGAAAAACCUUUCAAAUGUCAUGUAUGCGCAAAGGCGUUUGCCGAUAAAAGUAAUUUACGUGCUCAUAUACAAACACAUAGCGGCAUAAAACCGUUUGCUUGCGAUCGUUGCGGUAAAAGAUUUGCGUUGAAAAGUUACCUGUCAAAACAUGAAGAAUCUACGUGUAUGCGUUCCAUUGUCAAAAAUCGCCAACUGCUAGUUCUCUGA
Messenger RNA from Enterobius vermicularis (human pinworm), 510 nucleotides. NCBI's taxonomy places the organism in Eukaryota, Metazoa, Nematoda, Chromadorea, Rhabditida, Oxyuridae. The record is from the annotation of a GenBank genome assembly.